Messenger RNA from Mus musculus (house mouse), 2918 nucleotides. RefSeq names its product globoside alpha-1,3-N-acetylgalactosaminyltransferase 1 (gene Gbgt1). Gene Ontology annotation, molecular function: globoside alpha-N-acetylgalactosaminyltransferase activity; hexosyltransferase activity; UDP-glycosyltransferase activity. Gene Ontology annotation, cellular component: Golgi membrane; membrane. Lineage: Eukaryota; Metazoa; Chordata; Mammalia; Rodentia; Muridae. The transcript has 8 exons. The coding region runs from base 1240 to 2283 and encodes 347 amino acids. The record is from RefSeq and is a predicted model, not a curated record. Gene Ontology annotation, biological process: carbohydrate metabolic process.
UGUCUGGGAAGGGGAGCUAGAAGGGUAGGAGAGAUGGAGAAAGAGAGAGAGGGAAAGAGUAGAGAAGUAGGCCUGCCACGGCCACGCGGGGGAAGGGAAUUCGGAGAGAGAGGGAGCAAGAGGGCAAGAGUAAGAGCAUAUGAGAGAGGAGGGACCAAGUGGCCCCUUUUAUAGUGGGCCAGACCUAUCUGGCUGUUGCCAGGUAACUGUGGGAAGGAGCAAACCUGGCUGUUGCCAGGUAACUGUGGAUGUGGAGUCCAGACACGAAUACCAUGGGCAUGAGGCGGUGCCUCAAGUGAAUGAUGUGAAUCAUUCAUGUGAAUGAUGACAUUCACAUAUGUGAAUAAUGGCCACAGAAUUAUGGAGCCUUGUGUCAGGAGUCAGGUGUCUGGGGGCGUGGCAAACACCUUCCAUCCCUUACAGGAACACCUGCUGGGUCUCCCAGGGGUUUAAACCUAGCUCAACCAGAAAACAGGCUGCCUUUCACAGUCCCACAGGAAUGGAGGAAGCAGCAGGCAGGGAAAGAAGAAGAGGUAACUAACCAGCCAUGUGGCAGAACUUAGAUAUAAACAAACAGGCUGAGUUAUGAGCUAGUGGGAAACAGUGCCUCAGUAAAGGCAAAUGUUUAUAAAUAAGCAGAGUUCCCAGUGUCAUUAUUCAGGAACUGGGACAAGCUUAGAAAGGCCCAUGGUUAUAUUUGCUCCUAACAUGGGGCUGAAAAUCCAAGGCUAGAGCCUGAGAAAAGAGCCCACGGGUGAAAACCUGCAGCCGUGCCCAGGCUUGACAGAGUGGAGAAGCCAGCAGAUGGCACAUGGGACCUGGAACCACCUCGAUCACCUCUGGGCCAACCACCAGCACAGUGAGCUAGCUGAACAGCGGGGGACAGGGCUGGCUGCAGCACAAAGCACAACAGAACAACAGAACCUUGGAGACAACAUGCAGAAGAAAUCCAAGCCCAGAUAGGAGCCUCUGAAAAGCUUGGUCAGCCCAAAGGGAGUGGUUCUAUAAUCCCAAAGACAGUCUCAUCUGCUCUGCCCUACCCGACUGGGUCCUUGCACCGUACCCCACCGCAGCCGCUGAGGAGGAGGAGGAGGAAGAGGAGGAGGAAGUCCCAGUGCCAGAACAAGCUGGACAAAGUUCAGGCGUUUCUAAGACCUCAAGUGAGGUAGGCCCAGAGCCUGACAGACCUAAGGCCCUAGGGGUUUCUGAAAGUGCCCAGUUUCUAUUCUGCACCCAGUGAUGACCCGCCCAAGACUGGCCCAGGGCCUAGCGUUCUUCCUGCUCGGUGGCACAGGUCUCUGGGUCCUGUGGAAGUUUAUCAAGGACUGGCUGCUGGUCUCCUACAUACCCUAUUACCUCCCCUGCCCAGAGUUCUUCAACAUGAAGCUGCCCUUCAGGAAGGAGAAACCGUUGCAGCCUGUGACACAGUUACAGUACCCUCAGCCUAAGCUGCUGGAACACGGACCCACAGAGCUGCUGACACUUACCCCGUGGUUGGCACCCAUCGUCUCCGAGGGAACCUUUGACCCGGAGCUUCUGAAGAGCAUGUACCAGCCGUUGAACCUGACCAUUGGCGUCACCGUGUUUGCCGUGGGGAAGUACACCUGCUUCAUUCAGCGCUUCCUGGAGUCAGCUGAAGAGUUCUUUAUGCGUGGGUACCAAGUACACUAUUACCUCUUUACCCAUGAUCCUACAGCCGUUCCCAGAGUUCCCCUGGGCCCCGGUCGGCUCCUCAGCAUCAUCCCUAUCCAGGGUUAUUCCCGGUGGGAGGAGAUCUCCAUGCGCCGAAUGGAGACCAUCAACAAACACAUUGCCAAGAGAGCCCACAAAGAAGUGGAUUACCUCUUCUGUGUCGAUGUGGAUAUGGUCUUCCGUAACCCAUGGGGCCCCGAGACCUUGGGGGAUCUAGUGGCUGCCAUUCACCCAGGCUAUUUUGCUGUACCUCGCCGGAAAUUCCCUUAUGAACGCAGGCAAGUUUCCUCUGCCUUUGUGGCAGACAAUGAGGGGGACUUCUAUUAUGGUGGGGCACUCUUUGGGGGACGAGUGGCCAGAGUGUAUGAGUUUACCCGGGCCUGCCACAUGGCCAUUCUGGCAGACAAAGCUAACAGCAUUAUGGCAGCCUGGCAGGAGGAGAGCCACCUGAACCGCCACUUCAUCUGGCACAAACCAUCUAAGGUGCUGUCCCCAGAGUACCUCUGGGAUGAAAGGAAGCCUCGGCCCCGAAGCCUGAAGAUGAUUCGAUUCUCCUCAGUGAAAAAGAAUGCCAACUGGCUGAGGACCUAACAUCCGGGCUAAGACCCGCCCCAUGCCAAGCCCAGCUUACCCCUUGCAUAUCUUAGUAUACCAGGAGAAUUCAACCACGAAAAUUGAUGUAGAGACAGUGUAAACUAUGAGAUGUUGUGUACCCACAGUCAUAUAGCAAUCCAGCACAUGAUUGGUUGGACAAGAGGGAGGAAUCAAAAUAGACGGCCUUUCAGGCCUCCCCACACCUACCCAACAGGAUGGAUGUGCCUUCUCGAGGCAGGCUGGGGAAUCCAGCUUUGCUCAGAGUGCCUGUGGGCUGUUGCCCUCGAUUGUUAGUUAAAUAUUGAUGUUUAGUUUUGUUUUAAUCUGCAAUGGUGGAGAUCCAACCUGAGGGCUUGCACACUGAAGGGAAAUGCUCUGCCCCUGAGCUGCUUUCAGCCCUGCCUGUUGCCUUGAAGUUGCACGUUAAUGCCCUCAUCCCAGCAAUGCUGUUCCCCUAGCCAUGGGCAGCUGUGGAUGCUCAGGAUUCCUGAGCUAGCUCUGAAACAGACCAGGCUUAGCUUCCCUCUGGUCACCUGCAUCCCAUGGUGAGCCACACUCUCAGGCACUCGAUGUCUACUUUGUUACAUGGUUUGAGGUAGCUUUCAGUAAAGAUGGUGUAUACUAGAUCCUGG